AUGAAAACCCUGCCUUCACUCCAGAAAAGGCUCCCUGGCUGCCAGGGGAAGCUCCUCAGAUGUGGAACAGGGAGUGAACCUGGGGGAAACCUGAGCAAAAUGGCACCAGAGCUCAUCUGCCUCUUCCUGUGCACUCUGAGUGCUCCAAGUCUCUCAGGAGGAGAUGCUUUGUUGCCAGCACCUCAGAGUAUCUCCAUUCUUUCAACCAACAUGAAACACUUCUUAACUUGGAGUCCUGUGAUUGUCCAGGGAGAAACUGUGAGAUACUCCGUUGAGUUUCAAGGGGAAUAUGAGCGGGAAUACGCCAACGGGAGCUGGAUCCCCAUCUCGGAGUGCUCCCUCACCACAGCCACCAUCUGCAACCUGACCGAGGACAUCUCAGCCUCCGUGGCCUACAAGCUGCGUGUCAGGGCAGAGCUCGGUGCCACCAGGUCACAGUGGGGCACCACCAAAGGCUUCUUCAACCGCGCCAUGACAUCCCUCACCCCACCCCAGCUGAGGGCCGUGGCGGAUGGGCACCAUUUGCUGGUGGAGCUGGCGGACAUGGGGCCCUCCUUCCAGUUCCGGGUGCUCUACUGGAGGAAGGGCCAGGAGACCAGGGUGCAGCAGAAGGUGCUGAGGGAGGUGAGCUCCGUGGUUCACCUGGACACCAUGGAGGCAGGAGCUGAGUACUGUGUGAAGGCUCAGACUCACGUCCAGGCCAUCAACAGGAGCAGCAGCUUCAGCCCCACGCAGUGUGUGAGGGCUCAGGGUGACAAAUCCAUGUGGUUGGUUACUGCCCUCAUCGCCUCUGCUGGCUUUGCUGUGGCAGUUUUGACCCUGCCUCUCCUUGCCUGGAAAAUCAGUAAAAUCUUCCAACACUCCUGCUGCCCUGCUGCUGUCCUGCCAGACACACUGAAGGAAUCAGAGCCCCCCACCCAGCUGAUCCUGCGGGGCAGGGAAGAAGCUGAGCAAUGUGACCUGAUGGUGGUUGUGAUGCCCUCAGAAGAAGCUCUCCAGCUAUGGAUUCAAAAGGCCGGCCGCGCUGCAGUGGGCUCGGAGCGGCGCCGGGCACGGCGGUGGCAGCGGGUGGCAGCGGGUGGCAGCUGUCCCUGCCCGCUCCUGCCCAUCCUCCGGGAGCAGGGCACGGCGAGCCCGGCAGCCUGCAGGUGUCUCCCGGCGGAGGAGGCUGCGGAGCCCCUCGGGAGGAUGGUGUGCGGCGGCCGAGCAGACGCUCACUCGCCUGUGGGGCUCCUCGGCAGGCAGAGCCGCUCCGCUGCCCUCAGCGCGCUGAAGCUCCGCGGCUGCGAGGGACCGGCCCCGCUGCCGCGCCGGCAGCUGCUGCUCUAA
Messenger RNA from Melospiza georgiana, 1329 nucleotides. It is a transcript of the gene IL20RB, whose product is annotated as interleukin 20 receptor subunit beta. NCBI's taxonomy places the organism in Eukaryota, Metazoa, Chordata, Aves, Passeriformes, Passerellidae. The transcript has 9 exons. The record is from RefSeq and is a predicted model, not a curated record. Gene Ontology annotation, molecular function: interleukin-20 binding. The coding region runs from base 1 to 1329 and encodes 442 amino acids.